Molecule: messenger RNA, 257 nt
Organism: Nannochloropsis gaditana CCMP526
Exons: 1
Source: RefSeq, a predicted model, not a curated record
AGCACAGACGUCAUGCAAAAAAGUUAGAGCCUUUGCACGAUUUACCCCCCAUUCUGUUGCCGCCCGCCAUGAACGCCUCUCCCUUUUUACCUCCCGUCCCACCGGCCUUUCCUCUCCUUCCUAUCACCUCCGACGCCACGCUUCGGAAAUGCAAGUCAUUUCCCUGCAAAUCUUGCGACAUCUUCAUCGCGUCAUAUCCCAAAAGCGGGACGACGUGGACACAAAAUAUUGUAUACCAGCUUCUGGCCGCUGCUGCC